AUGGCGUCCACGAAUUCCGACACCACGACCACGAAUUCAUCAUCCACCCAUAAGAUUACCACCGUUCCCCUAACAUCAAUUUUCACUAUUCCGACCUCAUGCUCCAGCUCCUGGACAUACGAAUCAGAGAGUGCCAAUGACAUCUCGGGUGGUCUUCUCAUGCAGAACUGCGUGAGCGUUGAUGGCGACGAUGGAGCAUGCUGGCCAUCAGGUUACAAUAACUGGGGGAGAACGAUCCCGACCCAAAUAUUCAGUCCCGGCCAUUGUCCGCAAGGAUAUACGUCCGCUGGCUUGUCGAUUUCCAACUCAAUGACCGCGGCAAUGUGUUGUAUUUCGGGGUUCGGCUUUACUUCCGAUUCAUCGUACGCCGGAUGCACCAGUAUCCUACCCUCAACCAGCUCGAUGUUUGUCACCAUCCGCCAAAAGACUGGUGACACCACGGAAGUCACUGGACCAGUGACUAUGUGGGGUGCAGCAAUUAGUAUUCAAUGGGAGGAGCGAGAUCUGACCUAUUGGUCUUCGACCAGCGCAACAACCACGGACGCGACCGAUUCAGGCGUGACAGCAGUAUCUGCGGCCACGGGGGCGGCCAUGGCGGCCUCCACCGCGACCUCCACCGCGACGGCAGGAUCAAGCGCGGAUGUCUCUAAGUCAUCCAGUGGGUUGUCCACCGGCGCAGGAAUUGGAAUUGGCGUGGGUGUCGGUGUUGCGAGUGUGGCUGUGCUUGCUGCGCUUGGCUUCUGGUUCUUCCGGCGUAAAAUGCGCAAGAACGCGGUUGCUACUGGGACUGGAUUGAGCUCGGCCGCUAUGCCUAUGACCGCCAAUGGCGAGGGCUAUGUGGCUGAGAUCUCCACCAGCACUCAGGGGUCCAGCGCAUCUUACGGGACCUCCAUACCGGCGCGUAUGGCGCCCACGCAGCCGUCCAGACCGACUGAGAUUGACAAUUACGCAGACCGCGAGAAAGCUUUCCACGAACUCGACGGAUAG
Penicillium macrosclerotiorum is the source of this 987-nucleotide messenger RNA. RefSeq lists its product as uncharacterized. Bases 1 to 987 code for a protein of 328 amino acids. NCBI's taxonomy places the organism in Eukaryota, Fungi, Ascomycota, Eurotiomycetes, Eurotiales, Aspergillaceae. The record is from RefSeq and is a predicted model, not a curated record. The transcript has 2 exons.